Molecule: messenger RNA, 3414 nt
Organism: Puccinia graminis f. sp. tritici CRL 75-36-700-3
Lineage: Eukaryota; Fungi; Basidiomycota; Pucciniomycetes; Pucciniales; Pucciniaceae
Product: H+-transporting ATPase
Exons: 13
Coding region: 343-3225 (960 amino acids)
Biological process (GO): proton export across plasma membrane; regulation of intracellular pH
Cellular component (GO): plasma membrane
Molecular function (GO): P-type proton-exporting transporter activity; ATP hydrolysis activity; ATP binding
Source: RefSeq, a predicted model, not a curated record
GCCCAAGACACUGCCAGAGUCUCGAUGAAGUUAGACUUGGUCUUCAUGUGUCCCGGUCAGAGGUAUAAAGAGAAGGCUGUGGCUAUCCGGAUUGCUCUUCCUCCCAUCCAUCCUUACGACUGGUUCUCUUCAUCCAUCAUCUUACAAUCCUAGCGCUAGACGCCAGCAUACUCCGGCCUUUGAAAGGACCUGAUACGACCUUAUAACACCUUGACUUUUGGUGAAGACCUACGCCCAACGAACCUGCCAUUGUUGACCGUUUGACACGUUCAACCCGGCCGCCAGCCCGUAAACUUUCCUUUCCUAAGCCUGACUCCGUUUCCAAACCACACACGAGACAAGAUGACGAACUCUGAGAUCCCCGCCAAAGCGCGAAACUUCGACAAGACGUUCGAGGAAGAGAAAGGUGCAACGAAAUGCCUGGUUGACAUGAAGACCAUCCAGCUCAAUGCCGAAGAUCUUUAUGAUCGCGAAAAAGUAGACCUCGAACAAGUUGAGCUGGAGGACGUUUGGGUAUUGCUACAAACAAGUGAAAAUGGUCUUGAUACCGCCGAAGUUGAACGACGACGUGCAAUCUUUGGGCCCAACCGUUUGGAAGAAAAAUCGGUCAAUCCGUUCUUGCAGUUCUUAAGCUUCAUGUGGAACCCGCUGUCAUGGGUCAUGGAAGGUGCAGCGGUGGUCUCGAUUGCGCUCUCAAACGGUGAGAAUCGGCCUCCAGACUGGCAAGAUUUCGUUGGAAUUAUGGCCCUGCUGCUCAUCAACUCCGGUAUCGGGUACUACGAAGAGAGGUCUGCUGGAAAUGCGGUGAAAGCCCUGAUGGACUCCCUUGCUCCCAAAGCCAAAGCACGCCGGAAUGGACAAUGGUCAGAAAUCGACUCAGCUGACUUAGUGCCUGGUGAUAUCGUUGCUUUCAAGAUCGGCGAUGUCGUACCAGGAGAUUGUCGUCUGUACGAUGCCAUCAAUGUCAGCAUCGACCAAGCCGCCUUGACCGGUGAAUCGCUGCCAAUCUCCAAAUCGGUCGGCGACCAAUGUUUCUCGGGAUCGAUCUGCAAGCAGGGUGAGGCUGAGGGUAUUGUGAGUGCUACGGGUGCCAACACAUUCUUCGGGCGAGCAGCUACUCUGGUCGGUGCGGAGAAUGACUCCACCGGGCACAUGCAAGCAGUUUUGGCCAAGAUUGGCGGUUUCUGUCUCGUCUCCAUCGGCAUUGCCAUUGCACUCGAGCUCAUCGUUCUCUAUGGGGCAUUCCGCUACUCUUACCGUCGGGGUUUGGACAACAUCCUUGUGUUGCUCAUCGGUGGUAUCCCGAUCGCUAUGCCUACUGUCCUGUCUGUUACUCUUGCUGUCGGCGCUCAACAGCUCGCCAAGUACAAAGCUAUUGUCACCCGUAUCACGGCCAUCGAGGAACUCGCCGGAGUCACGAUCUUGUGCUCUGACAAGACCGGUACUCUGACUACCAACAAGCUCACGAUUGACAAAUCUACCAUCAAGACCUACUCCGACGUUGGCCCGGAAGAUGUCUGCGUUCUUGCCUCAUAUGCUUCCCGGAUUGAGAACCAAGAUGCGAUUGAUGCAUGUGUGGUCGGUACCGUCGGAGCUGAUGUAGCGCGUCGAGGCAUCAAACUCGUUGAUUUCAAGCCCUUCGACCCAGUUUCCAAGCGGACUGAAAUUACUUACAUCGAUAUUGCCACGGGUGAAAUGCGCCGAGUGACCAAAGGAAUGACCGGAAAGAUCAUGGACCUGUGCACCUACAACAAGACCGACGAUAUUGAGCGACAGCUUGAAGCCGAUGUUGAAGAGUUUGCCCGUCGAGGUUUGCGAGCUUUGGCCGUUGCUUAUGAGGAUGUUCCCAGCGGCGAUGCCGAAGGACCCGGAAGCGGCUUCCAGCUCAUCGGUCUCUUAUCCAUCUUCGACCCUCCCCGAGACGACACCAAGCAAACGAUUGAUGAUGCAGUGAGCCUCGGACUCAAGGUUAAGAUGGUCACUGGUGAUCAACUUGCCAUCGCAAAGGAAACUGGCCGACGAUUAGGACUUGGUGACAACAUGUUUGCCUCGAAGGUUCUCAAAGAGGGACCCCCGCCCGGAAGCAACUUUUCUUCUGUUGAUACCAUGAUUCUCGACGCCGAUGGAUUUGCGGGUGUGUACCCUGAGCACAAGUACGAUAUCGUCAAAAAGCUGCAGAGCUUGGGUCACAUGGUCGCCAUGACCGGUGACGGUGCCAACGAUGCCCCUGCUCUUGCCCGUGCCAAUGUCGGAAUUGCCGUUGAAGGUGCUACUGACGCCGCCAGAGGAGCCGCCGAUAUUGUCCUCACCGAGCCUGGUCUUUCGACGAUCGUACACGCCAUCCGACAGUCUCGAAUCGUCUUCCAAAGGAUGAGGAAUUACUCGAUCUACGCUUGUGCCGUCACCAUCCGUAUCGUCGUCGGCUUUGCCAUCAUGGCCUUUGCUUUCCAGUUUGAUUUCCCUCCGUUCAUGGUCCUGGUCAUUGCUAUCUUGAACGACGGAACCGUCAUGACUAUUUCGCUUGAUCGCGUCUUGCCCAACAACGAGCCUGACCACUGGGACCUCGCCGAGAUCUUCACAUACGCCGUUGCCUAUGGUCUUCAUUUGGCUUUGUCGACCAUUCUCUUGUUUGUGGUGAUUGUCAACACUACCUUCUUCGAGGACACCUUCGGCAUGUCGCCUUUGAAGGACGCCAACGAUCCCCAGUUACACAUGAUCAUCUACCUCCAGGUUGCGAUUAUUUCUCAAGCCUUGAUCUUCAUCACCCGGUCCCACAGCUGGUUUUUCAUGGAGCGACCCUCUUUGGCUCUGGUUGGCGCUUUCUGCAUUGCUCAAACCGUGGCCUCGUUGUUGGCCGUUUUCGGAACGAUGGAGUUCUCCUCUGUCCAGGCAAUCCCAUUGUCCUGGGUGGGUGUUGCAUGGGUCUGGAAUUUGAUCUGGUUCCUCCCCAUGGACUUGAUCAAAUUUGCCACCCGUGCUCUUAUCAAGAAGUACCGAGCCACUCAAAAGUCACAACAUCCAACCCCCGUCCCUGCUCCAGAUGAGAAGAAGCACGAAAGUGCCGGUUCCUUGUACACCAACAGACUCAGCUUCAUCCAACGCGCCGAGCACACUCAAGCCGUCCGCCGAUCCCUACACGGUCAAGUGCAGACUUCCGAGCGCGACUUACGGAGGUUCUCGUCCGCACAAGUCGUUUCCACAAGCGCGGCUCUCAAGCGAUCAUAAGAACUUGUUCCUUUUUUUUUCUCGUCUCCCCCCGAUCCUCUGCAGUCCCUUAUUAGAAUAUCUCCAAAUUACUCCUGCCCGUCAUUAUAUUUUUUUACCCCUCAUACGUUCUGAUGAUGUGUAUCCUAUUGUACAUACUACCUCAUGACCGUCGAUGAACAAUUUAUCCCCCCCACUUACAACACCCAA